CGGGGUCCUGGGCCGCUAAGAUGGCGUUGGCUACGGCAGCUGCAGUGGCAGCUGCUGCCGGGCCCGGGAACUUGGGGACGGGGGCCGAGUAGCGCCUUCCCCGGGCCCCGUGAACCGGCCGCGGGGCACCUGGCGGGGCAGCGUCCGCAGCUCCCCACCUGGGCCCUCGGUCUGCCCUCCCGGCGCGUCCAUGAACUCGGUGUCGCCGGCCGCCGCGCAGUACCGGAGCAGCAGCCCGGAGGACGCGCGCCGCCGGCCGGAGGCCCGCAGGCCGCGGGGUUCCCGAGGCCCAGACCCCAACGGCCUGGGGCCCUCCGGAGCCAGCGGCCCAGCUCUUGGCUCUCCCGGGGCUGGCUCGAGUGAGCCGGACGAAGUGGACAAGUUCAAAGCCAAGUUCCUGACAGCCUGGAACAACGUGAAGUAUGAUGGGGGAAUGGAAUAGCUGUUGCUGUCAUGCGAGUGCUUCAUCUCGCUGGGCGCUGCCCCCACGUCUCCCCAGGUUGGGCAGUUAAAAGCCGGACCAGCUUUAGCAAGAUCUCCAGCAUCCACCUCUGUGGCCGCCGCUACCGUUUCGAGGGCGAGGGUGAUAUCCAGCGUUUCCAGCGUGACUUUGUGUCCCGCCUGUGGCUCACAUACCGCCGGGACUUCCCGCCCCUUCCUGGGGGCUGCCUGACCUCGGACUGUGGCUGGGGGUGCAUGUUACGCAGCGGCCAGAUGAUGCUGGCACAGGGCCUACUGCUGCAUUUCCUGCCUAGAGACUGGACAUGGGCCGAGGGCACAGGCCUGGGCCCCCCUCAACUGUCAGGGCCAGCCUCUCCCAGCCAGUACCAUGGCCCUACCCGCUGGAUGCCCCCAUGCUGGGCCCAGGGUGCCCCUGAGCUGGAGCAGGAACGCCGGCACCGGCAGAUUGUGUCCUGGUUCGCCGACCACCCCCAGGCCCCAUUUGGCCUACACCGGCUGGUGGAGCUGGGGCAGAGUUCAGGCAAGAAGGCAGGUGACUGGUAUGGGCCAUCGCUGGUGGCACACAUCCUCAGGAAAGCCGUGGAGAGCUCCUCCGAGGUCACCCGCCUGGUGGUGUAUGUUUCUCAGGACUGCACAGUGUACAAGGCAGAUGUGGCACGCCUGGUGGCCAGGCCAGACCCCACAGCCGAGUGGAAGUCUGUGGUCAUCCUGGUGCCCGUGCGACUGGGUGGCGAGACUCUCAACCCCGUGUAUGUGCCCUGCGUGAAGGAACUCCUACGUUGUGAGCUGUGCCUGGGUAUCAUGGGCGGGAAACCGCGGCACUCGCUGUACUUCAUUGGCUACCAAGGUAGGCCCGACCCCUCCUCAAUCCCCAACCCUCACCCCAUCCCCACUCACACCUGCGCCCCUGCAGAUGACUUCCUGCUGUACCUGGACCCUCACUACUGCCAGCCCACUGUGGACGUCAGCCAGGCCAACUUUCCACUGGAGUCCUUCCACUGCACCUCGCCCCGCAAGAUGGCCUUCGCCAAGAUGGACCCAAGCUGUACUGUGGGCUUCUACGCUGGAGACAGGAAGGAGUUUGAGACACUUUGCUCAGAGUUGACCAGGGUCCUCAGCUCCUCCUCGGCCACGGAGCGGUACCCCAUGUUCACUCUGGCCGAGGGCCACGCUCAGGACCACAGCCUGGAUGACCUCUGCUCCCAGCUCUCCCAGCCCACACUCCGGCUCCCUCGCACAGGGCGGCUCCUCAGAGCCAAACGGCCCAGCUCCGAGGACUUUGUGUUUUUAUAAAGGGAGGGGAUGGGGGAAAAGAUGCAACACUAUUUAUUUUUUUAUUUAUGUCAUGUCAGGAUCUUGAGCUCCGGCAACGAUGGUACUUCCUGUUCUCACCCCCUAAACAAGCCCAUCUGUGAACAGUCAGGGACAGAGCCCAUGCACCUGUCUCCCACCAGUGGGGCCCUCCUGGCAGGGCAGGGAGGACCCCGGGCACCCCCUCAGGGCCUGACUCAAGUACUGUAGUUUGCACUGGACGCCCGGGCCCUCUCUGUCCCAAAGCCACCGUAGGGAAACUGGCUGCUGGGGGCCAAUAAAGCUGUGUGAC
This is a messenger RNA of Sapajus apella (tufted capuchin), 2065 nucleotides long. RefSeq names its product autophagy related 4D cysteine peptidase (gene ATG4D). The record is from RefSeq and is a predicted model, not a curated record. Bases 454 to 1755 code for a protein of 433 amino acids. NCBI's taxonomy places the organism in Eukaryota, Metazoa, Chordata, Mammalia, Primates, Cebidae. The transcript has 9 exons. Gene Ontology annotation, molecular function: protein-phosphatidylethanolamide deconjugating activity.